Condylostylus longicornis is the source of this 3053-nucleotide messenger RNA. Its product is annotated as transmembrane protease serine 9-like. The record is from RefSeq and is a predicted model, not a curated record. Gene Ontology annotation, biological process: proteolysis. The transcript has 15 exons. Gene Ontology annotation, molecular function: serine-type endopeptidase activity. Bases 1 to 2958 code for a protein of 985 amino acids. Lineage: Eukaryota; Metazoa; Arthropoda; Insecta; Diptera; Dolichopodidae.
AUGCCUGCGGGAGAAGACGGUGGCUUGCUAUCCAAAGAUCCCAUGCGGCGAGCAUUGCGCUCGAUUGUCACACAAUGCUAUAAUUUUUUUACAAUUAUUAUUUUAAAUUUAUUAGUAAUUAAUUUUGCAACGCCAUCAUCUAGAUUGGAUAAUUCUUGUAAUUGUGUUUGUGGAGUUCGAGGACGAUCGAAUCGUAUUGUAGGCGGAAAAGAAGCUACACCUCAUGAUCAACCAUGGUUAGCUGGUUUGUGGCGCCAAGGUAAAUUAUACUGUGGUGCUACGGUAUUAUCACGUAAUUUUUUGAUUACGGCUGCACAUUGUGUUUAUGGUUUCAAUCAUAAAGAAAUACGGGUAUAUAUUGGAGGUCAUGAGAUACGUAAAGAUUAUACUGAAGUCACUAAAAUUAAAAAUGUUUAUGAUCAUGAAAAAUUUGAUGUUGUAUCAUUUAAUAAUGAUAUUGCUUUAAUUGAACUUGAAAAACCAUUGGAAUUUGGUCCAAAAGUUCAACCGAUAUGCUUACCAAGUGCAACUGAUACUGAUUAUGCUGGAGUAUUAACAUCAGUUUCUGGUUGGGGACGUACUGGUGAAAAAGACAAAACAUCAAAAGUACUUAAUUCAGUUAUAGUUCCAAUUUGGUCACAAGAACAAUGUAAAGAGGCUGGUUACGGAGCAAAAAGAAUAACAGAGAAUAUGAUGUGUGCUGGAUAUCAUGAUGGUGGAAGAGAUGCAUGCCAAGGUGAUAGUGGUGGUUCAGCAAUAGCAGAAGGUCCAAGUGGAAGUGCUGAAAUUAUUGGUGUUGUAUCAUGGGGACGUGGAUGUGCAAGGCCUAAUUUGCCUGGAAUUUAUACACGUGUUUCAAAUUAUAUGGAUUGGAUUAAUGACAAAAUUUCCGAUGAAUGUUUAUGUCAACCAAAACAAUCAGCACGUACUGGUUUUUUCGAUAGUUUUUUCAAUUAUGUUGGCUUAUGGAUGUAUUUUAGAAAUUAUAAUAAAAAUUCCAAGAGUCUGCAUUUUAUGGAAGAAACUGAAAAAGAAAUUUCAAUUUAUGAUUCGGUAGUAAAAGUCUCGGAGAAUGAUGUAUAUAGUGAAAGUGAAAAUAUUCUGAAAGAAAUGAAAAAUUUUCCACCAAAUCGAACUGCAAGAUUUCUAUUUGAUGCUCUAUUUCGUAUUGGAAGCGAUUUAAAUAGCAUUUUGGAUUAUGAUGAUGCAGAUCAAGAUGUCGAUUACGAUAUAAAUAGUCACGUUAGAACAUGUGAUUGUGAAUGUGGUCAUUCAAAUGAAGAAAUAAGAAUUAUAGGUGGUAGACCAACUGGUGUUAAUCAAUACCCAUGGAUGGCUCGGCUAGUUUAUGAUGGAAAAUUUCAUUGCGGUGGAACAGUUUUAACAAAAGAUUAUGUUCUAACAGCAGCACAUUGUGUUAAACGAUUGAGAAAAUCAAAAAUUCGUAUUAUAUUUGGUGAUCAUGAUCAACAUGUUACUAAUGAAACGCAAGCAAUACAACGAGCUGUUACAAAAAUUGUAAAACAUAGAAAAUUUGAUCCGGAAACUUAUAACAAUGAUAUUGCACUUUUAAGAUUAAGAAAAUCACUGAAUUUAUCUAGAAAUAUUUUACCUAUUUGUUUACCACGUUAUAAUUAUGAUCCCGCUGGAAGAAUUGGAACGGUCGUUGGUUGGGGUAGAACAUCUGAAGGUGGUGAGCUUCCAGGUCUUGUAAGUCAUGUUAAAGUGCCAAUAAUGACAAUUACAGAAUGUCGUAAUCAAAAAUAUAAAAGUACUAGAAUUACUUCAAGUAUGGUAUGUGCAGGAAAACCAAAUAUGGAUUCAUGUCAAGGUGACAGUGGUGGUCCUUUACUUUUAUCAAGUGGUCUUAAAUACCAUAUUGUUGGAAUAGUAUCGUGGGGUGUCGGCUGCGGGCGUGAAGGAUAUCCAGGUGUUUAUACUCGCGUUAGUAAAUUUGUUCCAUGGAUAAAAGCAAACUUAGAUAGCACAUGUCUUUUUUUUAUUCUAUUUGGAUUUCUUAGUCAAUAUUGUUUUGCUAAUCCAAAAACUAUUGUACCGGGAAAAUAUCGUGCCUAUACACAAAAUAAAGAAUUAGAAAAUAAUAGUAUAAAUAAACCUGGAAAAAUUUUUGGUGUCUUUAAUCGUAAUCGUAGUAAUACACCACCAAGACAUGAUACACCAGCAAGUCCUUGUACCUGCAGGUGUGGAGAACGUAAUGAUGAGACACGUAUCGUGGGUGGACAAGAUGCUGGUGUCAAUGAAUUUCCAUGGAUGGCACGUCUAAGUUAUUUCAAUAGAUUUUAUUGCGGUGGUACAUUAAUUAACGAUCGAUAUGUACUUACAGCGGCACAUUGUGUUAAAGGAUUUAUGUGGUUUAUGAUAAAGGUGACAUUUGGUGAACAUAAUCGUUGUAACGAUACUGUACGGCCAGAAACACGUUUCGUAUUAAGAGCAAUUUCACAAAAAUUCAGCUUUACGAACUUUGAUAAUGAUAUUGCGUUAUUAAGAUUAAAUGAUCGUGUUCCAAUUACUGAUUUUAUCCGGCCGAUCUGUUUACCUGCAAAAACAAAAAAUCGUUAUGUUGGUACAAAAGGUGUUGUAACCGGUUGGGGAACACUUAAAGAAGACGGCAAACCGUCAUGUAUUCUACAAGAAGUUGAAGUUCCAGUUUUAGCAAAUGAUAUUUGUGCAAAAGAAACAAAUUACACACAAAAAAUGAUUACAGAUAAUAUGAUGUGUGCAGGUUAUCCUGGUGUUGGUCAAAGAGAUUCUUGUCAGGGUGAUUCCGGUGGACCGAUGGUAGCUCAAAGAUCUGAUAAACGUUAUGAACAAAUUGGUAUUGUUUCUUGGGGCAAUGGUUGCGCUCGACCUCAUUAUCCUGGUGUUUAUACAAGAGUAACAAACUAUUUAGAUUGGAUAGAACAAAAUUCAAAAGAUGGUUGUUUUUGUAAUGAAUAAAUUUAAAGAUAUAUAUAUACACUAAACAUACAUAUAUAAAAUAUUAUUUACCUAUCUACCUUUAUAUAUUAUUAUAUAUAUAUAUAUAUCUAUAA